Messenger RNA from Haliotis rubra (blacklip abalone), 444 nucleotides. Its product is annotated as zinc finger protein 70-like. Lineage: Eukaryota; Metazoa; Mollusca; Gastropoda; Lepetellida; Haliotidae. The record is from RefSeq and is a predicted model, not a curated record. Gene Ontology annotation, molecular function: RNA polymerase II cis-regulatory region sequence-specific DNA binding; DNA-binding transcription factor activity, RNA polymerase II-specific. The transcript has 2 exons. Bases 1 to 444 code for a protein of 147 amino acids. Gene Ontology annotation, biological process: regulation of transcription by RNA polymerase II.
AUGGACUGUGAGAGAGUACUGGGGGAAAGAGAUGAUGUCGAGAAACAAUCUGUUACUGACAUGCUGGAAACAGAUGAUGGGAAGAUAUGCAGGGGAACUGAGACUUACAAGUGUGUUGAAUGUGGGAAAGACUUUACACGGUCACGUUACCUUCAGAGACACAUGAAGAUUCACAGUGGAAUGAAACCUUAUCAGUGUAUUGUCUGUGGUAAACAGUUUUCAGAAUCGGGUAACCUGCAGAGACAUAUGAGGAUUCACAGUGGAAUCCAGCCUUAUCAGUGUGUUGAAUGUGGGAAAGGAUUCACAGAGUCUGGCAACCUUCAGAAACACAUGAGUAUUCACACUGGAAUCAAACCAUAUCAGUGUGGGGAAUAUCGGGAUUGUUCAGAUCAGGGCUCAGGUGUCAAACACUAUUUCAACAGCCAGGCAACAGGAGCUGGUUAA